UUUUGAAGCUGAGAAACAUGCUGGUGUGUCUUGCGUGACAGCAUCUAUGGAUGACAUACAGUUUGAAGAGGCUGCCAGAGUUGGACAAAUUAUUACAAUCAAGGCUAAGGUGAACAGAGCAUUCAAAACCAGUAUGGAGGUUGGCAUCAAGGUGACAGUACAGGAUGUUUUGACUAAUGUUGAAAAAAUAGUGAGCAUGGCAUACGCAACAUAUGUAGCCAAACCAGUUGGUGGUGGAAAGAUUGAAUUAGAACCUGUAAAGGUUCUGUCUACAGAAGACCACCUAGAGUACACUCUGGCUAUUGAGAGAAGAAGAAUCCGACUGGGCUAUGAACAGGUCUUUCAGAACCUGAUGCAGGAGAGUAAUAAGGAAGAUACUUUUGAAGAGGAAGAUGCAGUUUCAACUGACCUUACUCAUGUACAGAGUAUUGAGCUUGUCCAGCCUCCUCACGCAAACCAUCAUGGAAACACUUUUGGUGGCCAGAUCAUGGCUUGGAUGGAGACAGUGGCAAGUAUUUCAGCAAGCCGCCUUUGUCGUUCAUAUCCCAUCCUGAAAUCAGUAAAUAUGUUUAAAUUCUGGGGACCAUCUGUUGUGGGCGACCGCCUUGUCUUUAAUGCAAUUGUGAACAAUACAUUUCAGAAUAGUGUGGAGGUUGGUGUCCGUGUGGAGGCAUAUAACUGUGAAGAAUGGAUCAAAGACCAAGCACGGCACAUUAACAGCGCAUUUCUCAUUUUUAAAGCUGUAAAUGACAAAGGAGAGCUGCUCACCUUCCCUAAAAUCAAACCUACUACAAAGGAUGACCUGAGGCGAUACCAUGGAGCUAUUGCCCGAAGGAGAAUUCGACUAGCCAGAAAAUGCAUGCUGUCUGCUAAAGCAGACAAACCUUCUGAUCCCUGGGAGAGAAGUAACCAGGCGUAUGUGAGUUACAGCAAUAUAGCUGCACUGGCACAGCUAGCAGCAAAACCGGGAUGGGAAAUAACCAGUACGCUGGAUGAUAUAAAAAUAUGGACUCAUGAGGAGGGUGAUGUGUUGUCGCUCAAAGUUGAAAUGCAGGUGAAGGUACCGUCACAUCUAGCUUUCUCCCUUCUGUCUGACUUCACAUUCCGCCAACAAUGGGACAAACAUUUCUUAACUUGCGAAGUCCUACAGGCUGUGAAUGAAGAUGAGAAAAUAUAUUAUGUUACAUCUCCACCCAUCACUGGCCAUAAACCCAGAGAUUUUGUGAUUCUUGUGUCUCAAAGGCAACCCUGUAAGCCAAGUGAACCCUACGUAGUAGCUGUAAAGUCAGUGACCCUCAAGUCUAUGCCACCUUCUUCAGAAUACUGCAGAAGUGAAGUCCUUUGUGCUGGAUUCCAGAUCUACAGUGACUGCAACAGCUCCUGUACAGUGUGUUACUUCAAUCAAGUGACAUCAGGUGUUAUGCCGUACUUAGCUGCAAAUCUCACUGGCUCAUCAAAAUCCAUUGAAGACACUGCUUUGGAAUGUAUAAAGUUCUUGGAGCUGAAAGGCAUCAAGUAUUGAAGUUAAAAACAGAUUUCUGAAGAGACCUCUAAAGAUUAUCAAGCAGUACUGGUUUAAAUUCCUGCAUGCAUGUUGAUCAUUUUUCUGCUCGUUACUGUGGAUUAUGUAGCCAGUAUUGGGCUGAGCUUGAGAACAUCCAGUACAAACAUUUUCUGUCAAAUUAAGAUUAGGCUUUAGGGUCCAAUUUUUAAUUUUACAAAGACUGAGGGACAGAUACUGCUCUUGAUUUCAUUAAUGAAUGGAGGCAGAACUUGGCCCAGCAGAAUUGUAGCUCAUGGGACUAUUUUACUAUUUUGAUGUUAUUUUGAAUGGAAUGGCAUUCAGUCAGUCUUAAACCAGUAAAUGCCCUGUGUAAUUUGCAGAGAAGCAGGGCUGCUAAGUAGCUUAUCCAGUGCUCUGACCUGGUUGUCUUACGUCCUUGUGCACCCAUUACAUAUAACUUGAUAAUACCCCAUAUAAGUUAGUGUUUGCUAAUAUUUGUGCUUUUAUUGUUAAUGCUUGUAGUUUAUCUGUGAAUUCCAAUAAAUUAUUUUUCUGAGGUUACAAAUCCAUCGCAACUUUUAUUAGGUUUAUCUCUGAAGUGGCAUCAGAUGUUCCAGAAAGACCGCUUUGUACUGAUGAUGGGGGCUGUUGGCCUCUUACAAAGUGCCAUGACCUCCUGCUGGCAAGUUCUGUGCAAGACUGUUUUGCUAGUGUUGAAUAAAUGCAGAACAGUAAGACUCUUGGAUCCGCUCCCUCACAGAUGAAAAGGUUUCAGAGGUUUUAUUGUGCUGCGUCUACUUUGUUUUCUGCUCUUAUUUUUGCUAAAAAGAGCCUUGUUCAGGAAAACAAGUAUGAUCAUCAGCAGUCAGAUUGUAACAUGAAUGCGGGGGUGUUAAGAGAAUCAAAGCUUGUGAACUGUAUCAGUGGCAUUUUAUCUUUCUGUAGUCUCACCCUUGGUAGAGCAAGAGCUCUAGGGCUCUGGUCCAGUUCCCACUGAAACAAUAUCUUCAAUCUGACCCAUAAUCAAAGCUGUCAUCGGUGAUUUAUAGUUAUAGCAUGCCUGCACAUUUUGGACAGGGCAUGUCUACCAGGUGCUGCAGAAGAGACACCAACUGGAGUCCUGGAAGCCCUGUGGGUACACCAGCACCGUGAAUCACCUGGCCCCUCAACAAGACUAGUUUAGUUUGGGUAUGGCCUUGAACCAAAGCACCAGUGGAAUCAGCUGCUGCCUUCUACACCUAGUGAAGGCUGGCCUCAGCGUGCCACACAACACAGGGAUACCUUUGCACUAGGAAUAAAAAAACUAAAGCGGGUCCUGGUCUUUGGCUCUGGAGGAGAGACUAUAGAUCCAGAUCCUGAUUUUGGAUGAUCAUUUUUCUCACGUGGGUAAGGUGCAACACCUCAUCCUGUGGGCUGAGGACAGCAGCCACAGGGCAGCCCCCUCCCAGCACG
Messenger RNA from Athene cunicularia (burrowing owl), 2956 nucleotides. It is a transcript of the gene ACOT12, whose product is annotated as acyl-CoA thioesterase 12. The record is from RefSeq and is a predicted model, not a curated record. The coding region runs from base 47 to 1522 and encodes 491 amino acids. Gene Ontology annotation, cellular component: extracellular exosome. Gene Ontology annotation, molecular function: lipid binding; acetyl-CoA hydrolase activity. Lineage: Eukaryota; Metazoa; Chordata; Aves; Strigiformes; Strigidae. The transcript has 14 exons.